Messenger RNA from Aethina tumida (small hive beetle), 735 nucleotides. RefSeq names its product larval cuticle protein A2B (gene Cpr57A). The transcript has 4 exons. Gene Ontology annotation, molecular function: structural constituent of chitin-based larval cuticle. NCBI's taxonomy places the organism in Eukaryota, Metazoa, Arthropoda, Insecta, Coleoptera, Nitidulidae. The record is from RefSeq and is a predicted model, not a curated record. Bases 150 to 689 code for a protein of 179 amino acids. Gene Ontology annotation, cellular component: chitin-based extracellular matrix.
GUCUGAUCGAGCGCCAAAUCUAACGUACUUUCACUUCGUUAAAAGAAUACCACGGCUCAGUUAAACGUGCUGCUUUCUUCAUUGAACACAAGCGUAUGAAAAUUUAUUUGUUCUUGUUGAAUUUUGUGUCGUGAAAAACGGCUGUAACGAUGUUUAAGAUAUUAUUGUUGUCAAGCUUUGUAGGGCUUGUAUUUUGUGACGUGUCCCAUUUGGUGGUUGAAGUUAGCACCGAACCACCUCCACCGAAACCAUAUGCAUUUGGUUAUGCAGCUGGUCGCUUUCCAGGACACAUAGACCGCACCCAUUCCGAAGUUUCGGAUGGUUCCGGAGUUGUGCAAGGUUCGUAUUCGUACGUGGAUCCUCGCCAUCAAAUCCGUACAGUGGAAUAUGUGGCGGACAAAAACGGCUUCCACCCCGUCCUGAACAAAAAUCCACCUCCAUUGCCCAAAGACAGCGCGGCGGUUGCGCAAGCUAAAGAAAAGCAUUUGUUGCAAUACGCUGCGAUUGCAGCCUCUCAUCAGGUGCAACCUAAUUCGGUUUUGGUGCCGGUUGAUUCAGCAGCAGUUCAAUAUGCCAAAAAUAAGCAUCUGAGUUUGUUCCAAAAGAUCGCCGAGGAACACGCCAGGAUUGCUGAAGAACGGAAAGCUUUGGAAUUGGCCGAAGAGGCGCAGAAAAAUGUCCUUUUUUAACAUGUACAUAAGCUGUAAAUUAAAUAAAAUAAAUGUACAGUGAAAA